This is a messenger RNA of Nyctereutes procyonoides (raccoon dog), 1389 nucleotides long. RefSeq names its product hippocalcin (gene HPCA). The transcript is spliced from 4 exons. NCBI's taxonomy places the organism in Eukaryota, Metazoa, Chordata, Mammalia, Carnivora, Canidae. Gene Ontology annotation, molecular function: calcium ion binding. The coding region runs from base 174 to 755 and encodes 193 amino acids. The record is from RefSeq and is a predicted model, not a curated record.
CCUCCGGGACCGGAGGAGUGGGCGCUGCCCCUCGCGGAAGAGCCCCCUGCUCAAUUAGUUCCCGAGUUGAGGCGCGGGGGCAGGGAAGGUGCCUCUCCAACCGCCCAGGCUCCGGAUUCCGCCCGCGGAGCGACGUGCAGCUCCGCGCCCAGGUGGGACUUGGCUUGGUGGCCAUGGGCAAGCAGAACAGCAAGCUGCGGCCGGAGAUGCUGCAGGACCUGCGGGAGAACACGGAGUUCUCGGAGCUGGAGCUUCAGGAGUGGUACAAGGGCUUCCUCAAGGACUGUCCCACGGGCAUCCUCAACGUGGACGAGUUCAAGAAGAUCUACGCCAACUUCUUCCCCUAUGGCGACGCCUCUAAAUUUGCUGAGCACGUCUUCCGUACGUUCGACACCAACAGCGAUGGCACCAUUGACUUCCGGGAGUUCAUCAUCGCGCUGAGUGUGACCUCACGUGGUCGCCUGGAGCAGAAGCUCAUGUGGGCCUUCAGCAUGUAUGACCUGGAUGGCAAUGGCUACAUCAGCCGCGAGGAGAUGCUCGAGAUUGUGCAGGCCAUUUACAAGAUGGUUUCGUCCGUAAUGAAGAUGCCGGAGGACGAGUCGACCCCAGAAAAGAGGACCGAGAAGAUCUUCCGCCAAAUGGACACGAACAACGACGGCAAGCUGUCCCUGGAGGAGUUCAUCCGCGGAGCCAAAAGCGACCCGUCCAUCGUGCGUCUGCUGCAGUGCGACCCCAGCAGCGCCUCCCAGUUCUGAGCGAGAGGACCCAGGUUCCCCCUCCUCCCUGCCUUCACUGGCCCUCUCCCGGCUCUCAGCUUCCUCUCCCUUGUGUCUGUCCAGCCUGGGGGUCAGACUGGGCUCCCCCAGGGCCUGCAUUCCGGGGUCUAUGGAGAAGGGAACCCCGCGGUAGCUCCAAUGCCCAAGCAAGCAAGCGGUCAGCACCUCCCGUCGAGGCAGUAGCUCCCUGAGGCCGUGGUUGAGACGCAGGCUCUGGCUGGGUCAGCCUUCUCUUACCAUUCUCCUGCCCCCCCCCGCCCCCGCCCCUACCCGCAGCCUCAAGCUCCUCCCCGAGCCCCCACCCAGCUCUAGUAGCUCUCGGUUAGGGUGGAGGGGGAAUCAUGCCCAGGUGAGGAGGCUGUCUUCAUUUGGAAAGAAGAGAAGGAUUCCAGAGGUGUUUGAGGAAAAAGCUUCCUUGAGCAGCCCUUCCCUGCAGGAAGGCCUCAACUCUUCCUGUUCCGCUGCUUUUGUUGGGCCUGGAGGCCAGGAUGCAAAGGAGAACCUCCCGGUUCCAGCCUCCCAGCUGUGGGUCCCAUGAACCCCUACCUGCCUUUCAGCACUUGGAUGAACACAGACCCACUGAUCCUUCUGUGUAGUUUUCCUCUCUCAGACA